AUGGUCACCGUUUGUGAUGUGUGCCAUCGGAGAUUCCAAAAUAAGGUCUUGGUUGCAAAACACAAGCUCAAGGAACAUGGGGAUGGUCAGACCUUCUCAUGCACGCAUCCAGGAUGCUUUUCCACAUUUAUCACGAGGAAAAACUUGAAUGAUCAUAUCCGAAAAGCCCACCCAACGAACAAAUGUGACAUAUGUGAGGAAAUCUUCGAGUCAUUGCUCGCCUUAAAAGCUCAUAAGUUGCUUCACCAAGCUUCGCCUGAGACACAUGAAAGAGACGAGAGUUUAAAUUCAGACAAAAUUAUUGUGGACGAUGUAUACGAGGUUUCCCGACAACUGGUUGUAUUGGACGAAACAUCAAAUGAGUCUACAAAAAAGACGUUGCCCCUAAAAGGAAAAGUUGUGGAUGUAGAUGCCAUGAAGAAUACAUCUUUCAUAAAGUUACUACUGAAGAAUUUCAAACCAGUGUACAAGUGUCCCAAGACGGGAUGCGACAAAGUGUUCGAAAGGCAGCACGCCUUUGACAAGCAUAUGAAACGACACGAAAUAAUGAGGCUACAGGCGGCACAAAAGUAUGAAGAGUUAAAGAGAGAGGAAGAGGAGGAAAGGAAGUCUUUGGAAGCGGAGCGUGAGCUGGAUGAACCAGGGCUUUCGGAUCAUUUCUCCGAUCUAGACGAGUCAGACAUCAUCGAUAUUGAAGACUCUGAUAAAGACGACAAAGAAUCACAGGACAAGGACAUGUCCAUGGAAGAUGAGAUCACCAACAGACAACGCGAGCUUGAUAUGAUGUUGGCACAGGAAAUGCAGAGUUGUUAA
Molecule: messenger RNA, 813 nt
Organism: Candidozyma auris
Lineage: Eukaryota; Fungi; Ascomycota; Pichiomycetes; Serinales; Metschnikowiaceae
Gene: PZF1
Product: Pzf1p
Exons: 1
Coding region: 1-813 (270 amino acids)
Biological process (GO): regulation of transcription by RNA polymerase II
Molecular function (GO): RNA polymerase II cis-regulatory region sequence-specific DNA binding; DNA-binding transcription factor activity
Source: RefSeq, a predicted model, not a curated record